AUGACGUCCGACGCCCAUCCCCCUCCCUCUGCACCCUCUGCCGCCGCCCUCCUCGAAGAAGACGGCGACGACGACUACCGCUCCUCCGAAGACGAGGACUUUGACCCCACCACUGCCGCCGCGGCUGCCGUCUCCGAGAACUCAGGCUCCGACUCAGACUCGGAUUCAGACUCAGGCGCAAAAUCGAAAUCGAAACCGAAACCGAAGAAACGGGCCACAAAGAAGCGCCAGAGAGAACAAUCCGACGACCCCGCCCCCACGCGCAAGAUCAAGACCCGCGCGCACAGGCGCCUGCACGGCGACCACAACCCCGACGACGAGGAGUCCCACACCGCAGUACUGGCAGCAGCGAAGGCGCAGGACGCGACAGAUGUGGAUGCGCUUUGGGCGGCGAUGAACUCGCCUGCUGUGGUGGUGGCCGAGAAAAAGGAGGAGGAGGAGGAGGAGGAGGAGGAGGCAGAGAAGACAGAUGGAACAGAGGGAAAGACAGAGGGAGAGACGGAGAAGGCAGGAAAAGGCAAGAUCCACGAGGAGGAGACAGUAACGAUAUCGCGCACCUACACGUUCGCCGGGCAGGAACACACAGAGCACAAGGUCGUCCCGCGGGACUCGCAGGAAGCGCAAGCCUAUCUCGCCUCUCUCCCUGCACCCUCCUCUACCCCCUCUACCCCCACCACCGCCGCCAACACACAAGGAACCAAGCCGCGCCGCGCAGCGCCCAAAAAGCGCGUCUCGGCAUUCGACUCCGCGGCGGCCGCGCGCAAGCCGCACACCCCGCCCGCGCAAAAGAUGAACACGCUCGAAAAGUCGCGGCUGGACUGGGCGGGCUUCGUGGACAAGGAGGGUAUCGGCGAGGAGCUGCGGCGCCACAAGAUGGGCGAGAAGGCGUAUCUGGAGCGGCAGGCCUUCCUGGGGCGCGUUGAGGAGAGGGGUGAGAUGGUGCUGAAGGAGGGGAGGAGGAAGGGUCCGUAG
Morchella sextelata is the source of this 972-nucleotide messenger RNA. RefSeq lists its product as uncharacterized. The coding region runs from base 1 to 972 and encodes 323 amino acids. The transcript has a single exon. The record is from RefSeq and is a predicted model, not a curated record. Lineage: Eukaryota; Fungi; Ascomycota; Pezizomycetes; Pezizales; Morchellaceae.